AUGCAAAUUGAUCCUUUGGCCGAGUAUUACUUUCAGCAUGAACCACAGACAAUUUGUGGCCAAGAAGUUACAGCUAUUAUCGAUGAAUAUGUCGACAACUAUCCCUCUGUGGUAGAUCGUUUCUUUACACGUUACUAUUACAUAAAGAAGAGCGGCAGUGAUAAGUCACCAUAUCAAGUACUGUUUCACUCAAAUCGUAUUUGUUUGAUAUCCCUGGCACCGGAACAUCCUGCAUAUAGCAAUGGAAUUGCUAGUCUAAAUUUUGAUAUAGGACAAACGGAUAGAGCAAAAAACACAGUAAAGGGAAAAGGAAAAAAGGGUGGUAUGGUGUUGCAACAUGAUUCAACAUUGGCUUUGUUGACCACAAAAUCUGGAGAAGUUUAUAAAAUUCCAAGUUGUGUCCGUAGCAAACUUGUUGAAGUGAACACAACAUAUUCCGAAAAUCCUGAAAGUUUACUCACAGCUGAGGAGGGAGCAAAUUAUAUAGCUAUUGUACUGCCAAAACCCGAACAUUGUGAAGAUAUUAAGGCAAGCCUUAUGACACAGGAACAAUAUGACGAAUAUAAGAAACAAUUGAUGGAAACUUCGACUGAAGAAGUGGAAAAAUAAUAAUUGUAACAUAAACUAAUUGUAUUUGUAGAGCACUCUUGUAAGUUUUUUUUUAAUUUUUAAAUAAAUACUAUAAAUAGUUGUA
Molecule: messenger RNA, 694 nt
Organism: Musca domestica (house fly)
Lineage: Eukaryota; Metazoa; Arthropoda; Insecta; Diptera; Muscidae
Product: protein Abitram
Exons: 1
Coding region: 1-609 (202 amino acids)
Biological process (GO): regulation of actin filament polymerization; dendrite morphogenesis; regulation of filopodium assembly
Cellular component (GO): filopodium tip; lamellipodium; dendrite
Molecular function (GO): actin monomer binding; actin filament binding
Source: RefSeq, a predicted model, not a curated record